Molecule: messenger RNA, 366 nt
Organism: Arachis duranensis
Lineage: Eukaryota; Viridiplantae; Streptophyta; Magnoliopsida; Fabales; Fabaceae
Exons: 1
Coding region: 1-366 (121 amino acids)
Molecular function (GO): zinc ion binding
Source: RefSeq, a predicted model, not a curated record
AUGCGUGUCACUCAUUAUGAUAGGCAGGCCUCUGUAUUUGUUGUGGAAGAGCUAGAGCCGUUCGAGGGAUGGGAGGGAGGUUCCUUCCAUGUUUGGCUAUCAGACGGUACGUGUGAUUGUGGCUUAUUUCAAUCUCUCCACUAUCUGUGCCGCCACACACUAGCCGGGUGCGCCACCGCUAGCAUUGAGUGGGUCUCAUAUGUGCAUCUAGUGUACAAACAGGAAGCUGUGUUCAAGGUGUAUGAGAUGGAGUUUUCCCCUAUCCCUGACGAGUCGUUGUGGGUGGAGUUGAAUAGGACGAUGUUGCGUCCUAAUCCAGUCAUGCGUCGGAAGGUGACUAGAAGGCCCGUGUCCACCAGGUUCUAG